CCAGGACUGAAAUGUUCCUACCGCGGGAAACAUGCACGUUGAUACCAGCGAUCCUCCUCAUUUUCUUCCUGGCAAUCUCACCUGUCUUUUUACAAUCCGUAACUCUCUUCAAAAACAAGAACUUCGGUGGUCCUAAAUGUGAUGUUCAGGUCCAAGGAUGCAAACCGGUUUGUCCUGAAUUGAAGAGCCAGGCUUCAUCUUUACAAAUGACUGCCAACUGCGCUAAUUUUUACCGACGGGAAGGCUGUACAGCUUACAUGGGCACUUGGAACUCGAACAUGGGUGAAAUUAAGAACUUGAAGCACAAGGACGCCCAGGAUUCAAUCGUGUCUGUCGGGGACUGUAGCAAGCCAAUCCCGGAUAAUACCGUUACUUUUUACCAGCAUAAGAAUUAUCACGGGAAGAGCUGCACCAUACAGGUGAAUGAGGGCUGCCAACCUAUGUGUCCGGACUUGGACAACCUAGCUUCGUCCGCAGAAGGAAACGCCGCCUGCAUAGAAACAUACGACGAUCUCAACUGCCACCGUUACGUGGGUGAUUUAAUUGAUUUCAAAAUUGGGGGCUACAGAAACUUUGAAAAAUGGCCUAAUACAUAUUACGGAUUUUAUCAAGACAGAAUCUCCUCCGUUAAAUUGUGCUCGAUGAACAGGACCGCUACAUUCUACGAAAGCACUUAUCAAGUAGGGAAAUUUUGCACCAUACCGUUAAAUAAAGGCUGCCAACCGAUGUGCCCCAAACUUAAAAAAGAAUUUUAUUCUAUGAAUGCGACAAAUAGUUGCGUUAGGACAUGGUCAGAACCCAACUGCACAGGAGAACAGAGUCAAUACCAUGUACCCGUGAAUCGCCAUUAUCACUAUGCAGCCUCUGUCGAGGACUGUGUAGACACGGAUCAGGACAAACUUCCAACGAGACUGGAUCUCAGGCGACCUGAUAUCUGGAAAUGAGAACAAUCAGUGAACCCAUGAAAAGUGUAACAUUAAGAGAAGUUGAGAAUAA
Messenger RNA from Bemisia tabaci, 996 nucleotides. The record is from RefSeq and is a predicted model, not a curated record. NCBI's taxonomy places the organism in Eukaryota, Metazoa, Arthropoda, Insecta, Hemiptera, Aleyrodidae.